This is a messenger RNA of Plasmodium gallinaceum, 3276 nucleotides long. RefSeq names its product DNA polymerase delta catalytic subunit, putative. Gene Ontology annotation, molecular function: 3'-5'-DNA exonuclease activity; DNA-directed DNA polymerase activity; DNA binding. The record is from RefSeq and is a predicted model, not a curated record. The coding region runs from base 1 to 3276 and encodes 1091 amino acids. The transcript has a single exon. Lineage: Eukaryota; Apicomplexa; Aconoidasida; Haemosporida; Plasmodiidae. Gene Ontology annotation, biological process: DNA-templated DNA replication; nucleotide-excision repair, DNA gap filling; base-excision repair, gap-filling. Gene Ontology annotation, cellular component: delta DNA polymerase complex.
AUGAAAGAAUGUCCAUUUACGAAUGUCAUUCCUUAUGGUUUAUUAUAUGAUAAAGCUAAAAAAGAGAAAAAUAAUGAAAUAUCAGAAAAUUACAUAAUUGAAGAGUUUGAUAAAUUAUUGAAAACUUAUGAAAGACCAAACAUUUAUGAUGAAAAUGGGAUAUUAAAAAUUAAUAAUGAGGAAGACUUAAUUGUAUUUCAAAUAGAUUUGGAUUACACAGUAGAAAAUAUAUUUAAGAAUAUGUUUUAUAAUGAAAAUGAUUCAAAUAAUAAUGUAUUAAAUAAUAUUUAUGAGCCAUAUAAAGCUUUAAUUAGUAAAGAUAAAAAUUAUGUAACUGUUCCUCUUAUUAGAAUUUUUGCUGUGACAAAUGAUGGUUGUAGUGUACUAAUUAAUAUUCACAAUGUUUUUCCUUAUUUUUAUAUAGAAAAACCUGAAAAUUUUGAAAAUGAUGAUAUAAUGAAAUUAGAAAUUCUACUAAACGAUCAUUUAAAUCAAAAUAAUCAAUAUAAAAAUUAUGAUAAAAAAAUAUUAAAAAUUGAAAUUGUUAAAACUGAAAGUUUGAUGUAUUAUAAGAGAAAUGGAAAAAGAGAUUUCUUAAAGAUAACAGUUUUAAUACCGAAAAUGGUUCCAACUCUAAAAAAAUAUUUAGAAGGAAUUAUAAACGUAAAUAAUAAAGAAAUAGGGGGAAUAGUUUAUGAAGCUAACUUACCAUUUAUAUUAAGAUAUAUAAUUGAUAAUAAAAUAACUGGGGCAUCUUGGAUAAAAUGUAAAAAAAAUAAUUAUUAUAUUAGAAGUAAAAAUAGAAAGAUAUCUAACUGCACUUUUGAAAUAGAUGCAAGUUAUGAAAGUAUAGAACCUCUUCUUAUAGAAAAUGAAUAUCAGCAAAUACCUAAAUUAAGAAUCUUAUCUUUUGAUAUUGAAUGUAUAAAACUUGAUGGAAAAGGAUUUCCAGAUGCACAAAAUGAUCCAAUAAUUCAAAUUUCAUCAAUUUUAUAUCUUCAAGGAGAUCCGAUUGAUCAUUCUAUAAAAUUUAUUUUUACACUUCAAGAAUGUGCUAGUAUACCCGGUUCAAAUGUUAUAUGGUUUAACGACGAAAAAUCUUUGUUAAAUGCAUGGAAUGAAUUUUUAGUUCGCUUAGAUCCCGAUUUUCUCACUGGAUACAAUAUUAUUAAUUUUGAUUUGCCAUAUAUUUUAAAUAGGGGAACAGCAUUAAAUUUAAAAAAAUUGAAGUACCUUGGAAGGAUAAAAAAUAUUAGUAGCAGUGUUAAAGAUUCUAGUUUUUCUUCUAAACAAUUCGGAAUGCAUGAAACCAAAGAAAUUAAUAUAACUGGAAGAAUACAAUUUGAUGUGUAUGAUUUAAUAAAAAGAGAUUAUAAAUUGAAAUCGUAUACAUUGAAUUAUGUUUCUUUUGAAUUUUUAAAAGAACAAAAAGAAGAUGUACACUAUAGUAUAAUGAAUGAUUUGCAACGUGAAAGUCCAGAAUCAAGAAAAAGGAUUGCAACAUAUUGUAUUAAGGAUGGUGUAUUACCUUUAAGAUUAAUUGAUAAGUUAUUAUUUAUUUAUAAUUAUGUUGAAAUGGCUAGGGUUACAGGUACUCCUUUUGUUUACUUAUUAACUCGAGGACAACAAAUUAAAGUUACAUCACAGUUAUACAGAAAAUGUAAAGAAUUAAAUUAUGUGAUUCCAAGUACAUAUAUUAAAGUUAAUACUAAUGAAAAAUAUGAAGGUGCUACAGUAUUAGAACCAAUAAAAGGUUAUUACAUUGAACCAAUAUCUACACUAGAUUUCGCCUCGUUGUAUCCAUCCAUUAUGAUUGCACACAAUUUGUGUUAUUCUACUUUAAUCAAAAAUAAUAAUGAAAUAUCUGAAUUAAAUGAUGAUGAUAUUACUGUUAUUCAAGGAAAAGGUAAUUUAAAGUUUGUAAAAAAAAACGUCAAAAAAGGUAUCUUGCCAUUAAUUGUAGAAGAAUUAAUAGAAGCAAGAAAAAAAGUAAAAUUACUUAUGAAAAAAGAAGAAAAUAGAAUCACACAAAUGGUUCUUAAUGGAAGACAGUUAGCUCUAAAAAUUUCAGCGAACUCAGUAUAUGGUUAUACAGGUGCCUCUUCAGGAGGUCAAUUACCUUGUCUUGAAGUUGCUGUUUCUAUCACAACCUUAGGAAGAUGUAUGAUAGAAAAAACUAAAGAGAGAGUUGAAAAUUAUUAUAAUAAAAACAAUGGAUUUGAAUAUAAUUCCACCGUUAUCUAUGGAGACACAGAUUCAGUAAUGGUCAAAUUCGGAACUAAUAACAUUGAAGAGGCAAUGAGAUUAGGAAAAGAUGCAGCUGAAAGAAUUAGUAAAGAAUUUUUGCCACCAAUUAAAUUAGAAUUUGAAAAAGUAUAUUGUCCAUAUUUACUCUUAAAUAAAAAAAGGUACGCAGGGUUAUUAUACACUAACCCGUUAAAACAUGACAAAAUGGAUUGUAAAGGUAUUGAAACUGUUAGAAGAGACUUUUGUAUUUUAAUUCAGCAAAUGAUGGAAACAGUCCUAAAUAAAUUAUUAAUAGAGAAAAACUUAAAUAGUGCUAUUGAGUACACUAAAAGUAAAAUUAAAGAAUUGUUAACAAAUAACAUUGAUAUGAGCUUAUUAGUUGUAACGAAAUCUUUAGGGAAAACAGAUUACGAAACAAGAUUGCCUCACGUUGAAUUAGCAAAAAAAUUAAAACAAAGAGAUAGUGCCACUGCACCAAAUGUAGGUGACAGAGUUAGUUAUAUAAUUGUAAAAGGGUCUAAAGGGCAAGCACAAUAUGAAAGAGCUGAAGACCCGUUAUAUGUUUUAGAUAAUAACUUAUCUAUUGAUUACCAGCAUUAUCUUGAUUCUAUUAAAAAUACCUUAUCUAGGAUAUUUGAAGUUAUAAUGCAAAAUUCAGAUUCCUUAUUUUGUGGAGAACAUACUAGACAUAAAACAAUUUUAACAUCAAGCCAAACAGCAUUAUCAAAAUUCUUACAAAAAUCAAUUAGAUGUAUUGGGUGUAAUAGUUCAAUUAAAAAACCACCAUUGUGCAAUCAUUGUAAAUCUAAUAAAGAAUUUUCAAUUUAUAUGCAAAAAAUUAAAGAAUUUAAAAAUAAACAAAACGAAUUCUUUCAGUUGUGGUCAGAAUGUCAACGUUGUCAAGGUAAUUUGCAUGUUGAUGUUAUAUGUAUGAAUAGAGAUUGCCCUAUUUUUUACAGAAGAGCAAAAAUAAAAAAGGAUGUAGAUAAUUUACAAAAACAAGUAUCGUCAUUAAGAAUUGAUUGGUAA